GUUUUUUGUUUGUCUUAAUAUCUCUGUCUCUUUUUGUAUUCUCUCUCCUUUAUAUCUUCUUUCCCUCGAAAGAAGAAGGUAGUUCAAGAGUCAAUAAGUUUUGUUCAAGAGUCAAUAAGUUCUUCAAUUUGAUCCUCUUGUUUGCCUUGGUUCCAAAACAUGGAGAUAGAGAAAGCUGAGUCCUGGUUUGGUUAGCUGUAAGAUCCCCGGGGGGCUGCUGGUUUUGACAGGCAACUUACUACCAAUUUGUAUGGUGUUUCCCAUGUUGUGAUUGUAAUUGAUGUUAGAGGGUUUCAGUGAGGAUUAAGCUCCUGAUCAUGGAGGGUCCUUGUGAAACACCAGAAAAUGGUAUGGUAGCAGAUCACAACCUUCAGAUUAUUAGGUACUCUCCAUUCCAACCAUGCGCCAGAUUAUCAUCACUCUGGUUUGAUUUGAGAGUCUUCUAUGUGAGAGUCAGCAAUUUUCAAGUUGAUGAUUUAACUCCAGAGUUUCUAACUCUCAAUCAUAUCCCUCUAAACCCUGACACCCUUUUGGAAGUUAAUGGCACUAGAUGCGGCAUAUACUCUGAUGGGGUCUCUUUACUCCUUAGAAGGGAUCGGGUAGAUAAGAAAUCAGACGAAGCCACCUUUGUGAGUACAGAUAGUAUUUGGUUGACAGGUAGUGUGAAAUUUGAGGUGUUUGAUGGAAAGGAUCUCAUUCUCUCCGGUGUAUUGGAAAUGUCUAGUAGUAAUGGCUUCAUUGAGGAAUCGAAAAAUAAUGUGAAACGAUGGAGCAUGAAUUGUGAAUCAGAUAUCACUGCUGGCAGUGGUUUCCUGAAGGGAAAGCACAUUGCUGGUCCUGAAUUAUCACCACCAACCAUUGAGGUUUAUGUUGCGGGUUGCUUCUCUGGAACACCAAUCAUCUUGACCAAAACAUUGCAACUUAAUUACCGGAAGAAGCAUAAUAGGAAGGGCAUGUUACAUUCAAUACCGGAAUAUGAGACCACUGAAUGCCAGAAAGAUAUGUCACCUGGACUUGAUAUGCAGGUAGUGGAAUACAGAAACUACAAACAAGAAAAUGAUGAAGACUACAGCAAUAUCUACUGGAGGAGGACAGAGUACAUAGAUGGCGAAGAUGGUGAACUCUCGUGGUUCAAUGCAGGUGUAAGGGUUGGUGUAGGGAUUGGUCUUGGCGUUUGUCUUGGCAUUGGUAUCGGAGUUGGCUUGCUGGUUCGUACGUACCAAUCAACCACUAGAAACUUCAAAAGGCGGCUUAUCUGAUUCAUUUCAUCUACCUUGCGAGUACCAUCUGCUCCCUUGAGAUCCAAAGGCAUCUAACACCAUCUUGUUCAAAAGGAUGCAUCUUUAACUGCAGAUUUUGACUGAGUGAUCCCCAGAAGUUGAUAUUCUUUUUUUCCCCCUGUAUUUUCCCUUACUCUGUUGUCAGUUUGUUAGAUAGUUUAUUAGCUGCUAUUGGGAAAGUAAAUGAUCGUGAGGCUAUAUAUGUUGGAAAUCUGUAUGACUUGUACUUCCCUGUAAAUAAAUAUGUAUUGCAGAAAAAUGGGGUAUGGUCUGUUACUAAGAUUUACAUGUAUUUCCUGCUAUUGGGAAGGUAAAUGAUUGUGAGGCUAUAUAUGUUGGAAAUCUGUAUGACUUGUACUUUCCUGUAAAUAAAUAUGUAUUGCAGAAAAA
Theobroma cacao (cacao) is the source of this 1670-nucleotide messenger RNA. Its product is annotated as Erythronate-4-phosphate dehydrogenase family protein. Gene Ontology annotation, molecular function: phosphoglycerate dehydrogenase activity. Lineage: Eukaryota; Viridiplantae; Streptophyta; Magnoliopsida; Malvales; Malvaceae. The record is from RefSeq and is a predicted model, not a curated record.